Alternaria arborescens is the source of this 1758-nucleotide messenger RNA. RefSeq lists its product as hypothetical. Lineage: Eukaryota; Fungi; Ascomycota; Dothideomycetes; Pleosporales; Pleosporaceae. Gene Ontology annotation, molecular function: amino acid transmembrane transporter activity. Gene Ontology annotation, biological process: amino acid transmembrane transport. Gene Ontology annotation, cellular component: membrane. The record is from RefSeq and is a predicted model, not a curated record. The coding region runs from base 1 to 1758 and encodes 585 amino acids. The transcript has 10 exons.
AUGGCCAAUCGGCUAGUGCCAGAAGCUGCACUAAAGCGGAACCUCCAAGGAUGGAUGAUAUUUUUCAUUGUUAUUAGUUCUGUGAUCGGCGCAGGCGUGUUCAACAACGGUGGAUCAGCAAUCAAAGUUGCAGGUCCUGCAGGUGCUCUUGUUGCCCUGCUAGUAAUGUGCGUUAUCGCAAUUUGUGUUGCGGAAUGCAUCAGCGAGCUUGUACAGCUCUUCCCUGCGCCAAACGCCAUCGUUGAGUACAUUCGACACCUUAUCGAUGAGGAUUUUGGCUGGGCUAUUGGCGUUGCUUAUUGGCUUACGUACUCAUCGAUAUUCGCUGCUCAAAACAUGAUGGCUGCAAGGUUGAGUGAGUACUGGGGAGAGAAGGAAGGACAAGUCUGGCGACCCAUAAUCUUCUACUUUGUUGCGCCUUGUAGCAUGCUCGGGAUUAAUAUGUUUGGUGUCAAACUUUUUGGCUGGAUCGAAGCGAUCGGUGGUAUUCUGAAGAUCACUUUAGUCUUUUUCACCACCAUCGUCAUGUUUGCCAUGAAGAUUGCAAUGGGGAGUAACAAUCUCCAAGCUGGAUUUCAACACGAGCAGAACAAACCUGAUGCUACUGUAUACACUACUAAUAAUCUCGCUGCUAUCUGUUACGUUAUCCCUAUCGUUGCUUUUGGUUUCAUCGGCAUUGAAGCAGUUGCAGUUACGGCGUUCGAAGCUGCGCCUGAAUCACUACGGAGGCCUUCCAAGUUCAUUGCAUACUUUGCGUCAAUCUUGUACUUGGUAUGCAUGCUCAGCCAGACCUUCAACGUUACUUGGAAGCACCAAGAUCUGCCUGAAAUUUACAGUGGCAUUGGUGAGGUCAAUAAGAGGGCCGAAGACAACACCGAUCCUGCACCCGUGACAACAAUACUCGCGGUCAUAGCCGUCCGAGAAUGGGAAAAGUUUCCACUGGCUGGGUUCUUGAAUGGGGCCAUCAUCUUUAGCGUACUUUCCGCUAGCAACACCGCUUUGUACAUUGCAUCGCGUACACUUUACGGCAUGGCGUUCCGGAUGGACGAUCGCGGCCUUGCCAAGAAGCUUCGACACUUCUCCAAAAUAGAUCGUACUACGGGGGUACCACUCCCUGCUUUGUUCGCGUCGUGGAUAUCAUUUAUCUGGGUUCCCUUUUUGAGCCUAGCUAAGGACGGCUAUGUGAGAUAUACUAUUGAAAUCAUACAAACAGCCUCAAGUGUUGGUUGCUUAAUUGUCUGGAUCGCGUUGACUUUUGCAUAUCUGCGAUAUUGGUACUGGCAGAGGAAAUUUGACGAUAAGUUGGGUCGUAGUGCUGCAUACAAAAAGUAUCAAAGAACCCUCGAUACGUACAGUCCCCACACGACGCUCAUUUCUCUCCACCCCUUACCCGCCAUAGUGGGCUUUGUGGGCUGCUUAGUCGUCUUUGCGUUCUGCAGCGCCACAUGGUGGUAUACGGAAGCCACUGUGGAGAAGGUGUUUAUCGCCUAUGCAGCACAAGUCAUUGUGGUCACCAUAUUCCUGGUUUUGAAGGCGAUGCGAUACUUUCGAACCGGCACUUUCAAGUCUCAACGGAUCGACCGGGGUAGCUUUGCUGGUUAUCUUGAGAGGCUGAAUGAUCUCCAGAGACAUGUCAAGAAGUCAUCCACCAACACGUCGACCCCAAGUGAUCAGUCUUCAACGCAUUCAACGACAACAAGAGACCAAGCGAUGGGAUAUGAGCUCGAUGAGAAUUUGGUUAGUAAUAGACGGGAAUAG